ACUCGAUACCUCGAGUUGGACAACUUCAAGCACUAUGGCCGAAGGAGGACAACCCGCAAUGGACCCGAGUGCAGCUCCAGCUGCCGCCGCCUCACCUGUUGACGCCGGAGUUGCUCCACCAGGUGCUCCAGAAACUGGAGGAUCUCAAGUUGGUACAGGAGGCGGACAAGACGCAUCGAUUGGAUUCGUGACGAAGACAUAUGCCAAUUAUGUUCAGGACAUCCAACAGGCUGCAGAAGGGCUCCGCCAACGUGCCACUGCUCUCCAACAAGAAGGGCCUGCUCAAAUCCAACAGCUCCAAUCCCAAAUCCAACCACAAACCCAGGAGCUCCUCUCGGCUCUUCAAGAGACCCAACAACCAGUCGGCUUAGCAACUUCCUCAGUCGUUGAAAUCUUCGGAUGGUCUUCGAUCCUUCUUCUUGGCGCCGGCAUCGCCAGCAUCAUUGGUGGCUACGUGCUCUCGCCAAUCUUUGGAAUUUUCAUCGGAAGAGGUGGUGCGGCAAUUUUCGCAUCGCUUGUACUCCCUGGAGCCGGUGCAUAUUACUUGAAUGCCGAGGAUGGCUCAACGUCUGCGACAAGAUUUCAGCUGUUGGUUUUGGCAUUGGCUCAAGGAAUCCUGAUGGGACACUCGAUCUCGUACACCUACUUGAGCGGACAGCCUCUCGGAUUCAUUACUCCAAUGGUUAUUGCAUUCGCAUAUCCGUUGAUUGCUGGACAAGUUGGUACAGCUCGUGCUCCAUUGUUGGGUGGUGCAAUCGGUGCGGCUCUCGGGGUUCAGCUUUUGCUUGGAAUCGUCUCUGGAAGUCUCUCUUUCUCCUAUUUCAUUUUGAGUGCCCUCUACAGCGUUGCUUCCGGUGCACUUCUUCAAAUUGCCAACAAGAAUAUGACGCCACCAAGCAGACACCACAUGUAUCAAAUGCUUUUGGUCUCUUCGUUCCUUUUCUCCAAAGCUUUGGUCUAUGGAUUGUUUGGAUCUGCUGGGCCACCAAAGGCUUGAAUUGAACUUCCAUCCGUUUUGUGCAAAUAAAAUGCAUUACAAAGCU
This is a messenger RNA of Caenorhabditis elegans, 1043 nucleotides long. It is a transcript of the gene Y37D8A.5, whose product is annotated as Membrane transporter protein. The coding region runs from base 35 to 997 and encodes 320 amino acids. Lineage: Eukaryota; Metazoa; Nematoda; Chromadorea; Rhabditida; Rhabditidae. The record is from RefSeq and is marked reviewed. The transcript is spliced from 4 exons.